CAUUGUUUUCACUGCUUCAGGUGCUGAAAGUGCGUCCCCUCGGCGUCUAGGGGUGCUGUGGGCUGGCCGGGAACUAAGAGGAAGCGCAGCGAGGCCCCAGCCUGGGUCGCCGAGGCCUUCCGGGAGCGCGUCUCGUUCCUAGACGCCCGAAUCCGUCGCUUGGUCCCGUGGCGCUGACAGCCUUGUUGGGCUGGGCGCUGGGCGCUGGGCGCCGGCGCGCCAGUGAUGAACCAGGCAGACGUGGCCAGGUGACACUUUCAUCACCUCCUACUCCAACCCUGAAAAGCAGCUUCUGAUCUGAGCUACAGACCAGACUCUUGGACCAACUACAGCUAGAACAGCUUUCUCUCUGGGAUCACAAUGGCCACAGAAAGCAGGGGAACUGUAGCCCUCAUCCCCAGGAGUGCUGUGUUCCCGAAGCAGGAGGGGUACUUGCCUGUGCAACAGGAGCCUGGAAGGAAGACCUGGGAGCAGGGUUGCAGUCUCCUGAAGUGCCACCCUUCUGUCUGUGAAAUCUUCAGACAACUGUGUUACCAUGAGAUGUCUGGGCCUCAGGAGGCACUGAGCAGACUCCGGGAGCUCUGCCACUGGUGGCUAAUGCCUGAGGUCCACACCAAGGAGCAGAUCCUGGAGCUGCUGGUGCUGGAGCAGUUUCUGAGCAUCCUGCCAGGGGAGUUGUGGGCCUGGUUGCAGCUUUGCCAGCCCGAGAGUGGCGAGGAGGCUGUGGCUGUGGUGGAGGAUUUCCAGAGACGCCUCAGUGGACCAGGAGAGGUUUCAGCCUCAGCACAGGAAAAGGAGGUACCUUUGGAGGAGAUGAGAGCCCUGGAUGCUGGAUGAGAGCAGAGGAAUCACCUACCUCACCUCUUCACAGGGGCUCGGUGCCUGGAGCCCACCCAGAGCCUCCUCAGUAUGGAGGGGCACAGCAGCUCCUUGACUAGCACUUCGAUACGCACCAGCCCCGCUCUGCUCCAGCCAGACUUUCCAUCUGUUUUCCAGAGUCUCCUUCGUGUGUCUGUCUCACACCCCUUGGAAUCCCACAUUCUUUAGUGACCUUACUCAUUCUCUUUGGUUAUUUUCUAGUCAUGUGUGCAUUUAGAAAGUUUUUGUGAAGCACAUGUCCUAGGGAACACACUGGUGGGGACCAGACACAGUACACUAUCACUGUUGUUAUGGAGAUGGCAGGGAGUGUGUCAUACAGGAGACAAAGGUAUAAGAUGCAGGUAGGGACACCUGUCCCUGGGUAUUGACCCCCUACCCAGGUGAGCAGUGCAAGCAUUGGAAGGUGAUCACUGGUAGCAGCCAAGACCAUUGUGAGGUUGAACAGAUGUAGGAUGCUUCGUGGAGGAAACAGUGGUAUAUUUUGUUACUUUUUUUUGGUACCAGGGAUCACACUCAACAGCCUCGAACUUAUCAGGCAAGUGCCUGAGCUGCUGAACUAAAUCCCUGGCCCAAUGGCAGCGGAUUUUAAGAGUAGAGGAGAAUUUUGAAUGCAUGAAAUGAAGGCAUAAGAAGAGAGAGAGGUAGGAGGUAAGUAGGGGAAUAAACAAAGACUCUAGGGGUUCCUUGGGCCCCACUGAGGGAGAGUGAAGAAGAGCUAUUUUCGGAAACCAGAACCCUGCUUGUACAAGGUUUGAGUUGAGGCCUGGAAGAUUUGGGGGUAUAAGGGUGAAGUGCUAGAAACAGCAUUUCAGGAGGUACAGUAGUAGGCGGGUGCAGUGGAAUGGACAGCGAUGACCUGAAUUGGGAAGGGUGGGAGAGAGGGGUCCAAGUGAGGAAUAGUGGGGUGGAGGAGUCCCAGGGCCCAGGAAUGCAAGGAUUUUGGCCAGUGAUGGAACACUGACUGGAAGUGGGAAACCAGGAAGGAAAGUUGGUAAUAACAUGCAUUUUAGGAAGUGAAUUAAGGUGUUGGGGCCAGCUGAAUAAAAUGUCCACUCUCUGGCCUUGUGAUGGAAGUUUGGGAGGCAGAGGAGGCCUAGGAGAGCAGGUAAAGCCAGGACAGUCAGUGAGAUCACUGAUAGAAGUAAGAGCGGGCUGGGCUUCAGGAGUGUCCAUUGUCAAAGGGCAGGAAAGGAGGCCGCAGGGUGUCAUUGCACAGGUGAGGCGUGGCUGGAGCUAGGAAAGCCAGGGCAGGAGUGCGUGGUCAGAGCAUGGCUUCCUUUGGGGAGGUUGAUGAGAGUGAGGCUGGGGGCACUUGGGUCUCUGGUUGGCUAGGAUCUUGUCCUGCGGCCUAUGGAAACAUUUCCUGCCGGGCGGGGAGCCUCAAGAAGAGGGCUCAGUCAAAAAGCUGCUUGGGCAAUUUCAGGUCCCCUUCUUGGUAACAAAGAUGUCAUGGCUCUCCUGCCUGAGGGCUUCUUGGAUCUCAGUCCACAUUCCUGCUUAGGUCCCUCUGUCUAGCCCUGGAGUUGUCUCUUCCAGUGCAUGAUCCAGCUCCUCUCCUUUGCCCUUUUGCUCAACAAGAGCCUGUGCUCCACAGCCUCUGAACUAUCGGCACUGAGCCCCUCAGGAUGGGCCUCUUCCUGAGCAGCACAAGCCUGCCUUUUCCCGGGCCUGCGGCCCCUGGGGGUUUGUUCACCCACUGUAGGCACAAGUGGAAAGGCUCAGCCUUCGGUUAUCGUGUCGUGAGCCCUGCACCGUGACACGGUGCCAGGAAGUGACCACAGCGAGGCCUCUCAUGGUCAUGAUUCUUCCCCAGUAACUUAGAGCCUGCACUCUGUAUGAUUUUAUGUCCUAUUUAUUGUACAGGUUUUUGUUGGGAACAUUUCCAUGCAGAAGAGAGAAAAGUGUCAGGAGCCUGCUACACCUGGCACUAGCUUUAACUGAUCAGUAUUCUUUUUUUUUUUUUUUUUUUAUUUAAAAGGAAACAGAAAAAACAAAACAAAACAAAGCGGUGUAAGGGUACAAAUAAUACAGAACUACAAAAAAAAAGUAAGAAAUCACCAGUUAAUAGAUUACACAUUAUCAUCUUAGAGAUAGUUGCUCAAGUCACAGUAUCAAAGCAUACAAAGUGGACAUUCAAACAGUGAGACUGCAAACAGUUGUGUUCAAUGAUCCAACCAAAAACAUUAAUAUGGUCAGCUAUUUAACACCCCUAAACACACUUGUAUCCUUUAGAGCACUUUUUUCCCCUCUCUUUUUUACAACAAAAUUUACACCUUUUGGGUUUUAUUACUCCUUAGUUCUUAUUACUUUUUUUUUUUGGAAGAGAAUAAAGUCAAAUAUGGCAAAACACAGCUCUCAGUCAAAACCAAAGAUAGACAUAGUACAUGAUGUAAAAACAGAGUACAAGGUUAUGGUUACCAUAAUGGUUACCAUAAUGAUUGAUCAGUAUUCUUUUUGCUUUGUGGUUAAUGGAUACACGGGUGUUUGGAAUCUGAGACACUCAGGCUGUGGUAAGCGCUUUGUUUUGAAGUGAGAACAAGCCACUCAUUUGAACAGACUUGGAGGAAACAGUCUUGUGAAGAAUGAGCCAGGAAUCGAGCUCAGGACCUUGCGCUUGCCAGGCAAGCGUGGUGCCACUGCCAGCUAAUGAAUACUAAUGGUACUGCCGUGACAACAACAGCCCGUGUGUGUCUGCAUCUCUUCCCACUACCACAUGCUUCUGUACUCUGAAACGUCCCAUCAUAUUCCUCAACUCUUACCUGUUCUCAUAGCACUUGCUGUGGCUCCUUAUGACUUGGCGCCAUGCAUCAUCUCGCUUACGGGUUUGACUUUUAUCAUUGCCUUAGUGUUUCUAUUUUCAGGGUAAAAUUUACUUGGGGAUUUUGGUUGGUGCAGCCAUUAAACAUCACCAGUGCGGUAGCAUUCUGUGGUCAAGGCCACAGCAGAGGCCAGUGAGUAACCUACAGAUAAGAUGCUCAUGGCUCAGGGUCCCAGUCUGGUCUGUCUUACUGUGGUUUCUUUUUUUCUCUCUCUGUCUCUCUUUUUCUUUUCUUUUUAUCGGUACCAGGGAUCGAACUCACAACCGCCUGCUUGCAUGGCAGGUGCUUAAUGCCGCUGAGCUAAAUCCCCAGCCCUGUGGUUUCUCAUAGGGUGCUUAGCAUCAUUUGACACAGAACAUGAUUGUGUAAGUGUCCCUGACAAGUCUGUUACCUGAUAGUUCCUUUGAUUGACAAGCCUGGGACAAUACCAGCUUGAUAGAGAGACAUUGAGCUGGACAUCUAACUUACCACAUGCUAAACAGUGGGACAGACCUGUCCGGGUUAAGAAAUGCUUGAAAGAGACCAGCAUCUUGGUGGGUAGUAAUAGCCGUGACUGCUGGGCCUUCUCCCACGUUUUACAUGUAAAAUUCUAAGUGUUCAACUCAUUAGUUUUCUUAUUCUGGAGAAUCAAGGGCCCAAAGACAUACUUUAGUUCAACUUUUAAAUUACUGAUACCUCUCUAUUGGGUUCUUGCAACCCAGUAAUCUGGAGCUCCAUGGCAUUUUAAACACAGGUUUUAAACACUAUUGUUCUUUGCAACACUAUAUCUCGGCAAUUAUGAGCCCACACAUGCGUGGUAUCACUGGCCUGUCACACAUCAUCUAUUCUUUUGGUCCACUUUCCAAAUCACAGCUCCAUAGAAAUAUUUUAUCAGCUCCCUCCCAAAUUUGUCCUCUUGUAUUUGACCUGAGGUGUUCGCCAGCCUUCUGUCUCCCAGAAUCUUUUCUGAGAAAUUUCACGACUGGAGAGGAACAUAGAGUUCAUCUUGUUACCCAGGGACACCAGCCCUGGUGGCUUCUGGGAUCUUGUACACUGUGUAUUACAAUUUGCCUCUUGCUUUCUAACCACCCUACUGGGCCAGACUGGCUCCAUAGCCAGCUCUUCUCUCUCUUUUCCACCUCUUCCCUCUUCCUCUGAUCAUCUUUCUUUUGUAUUCCUGAAGAGAAAAAAAAUUGAGCUGUUUGCUCUGUUCUCAGUGUGCCAUCUCAUUCCUUAACUGUAAUGUGACUGUUUUACACAUAGGUUCAACUCUUGAUUAUUCUGUUUCCACAACAGGACCAUAACUGAGUGAAAGUUGCUUUCUUGUUUCUUUUGGCAGCAGGUAAAAACAGGAUGAAAGGUUCGGAGUUUACUGCAAAGGCGGUCUCUAAACACUCAGAGUCACCUGAGAGGUCAUCGGGGGGCUGUCUGGGGCGGCUCCUGGAUCAGAAACUGGAGAUGUCUGUCAAGAUAUUUUAGAGCAGCUGGAAGGGCCGCCCUCCAGAGAAGGGAGAGGACUGGCCAGUGAGUGCCUGGAAGUUACAGAUGAAGAUAAAAGUUCCACCAAAGACAGAUGUGAAGAGUAUGUGGAGGUGAUUGUACACCCAAAUCCAUCCCCCAGUCCUGCACACCAGGGCAUUCCAAAGGGAAAGAAAUGCUAUCCGUGUGCUGAGUGUGCAAAAGUGUUCAGUCAGAGUUCACACCUCCUUGACCACCAGAGAAUCCAUGCUGGAGAGAAGCCCUACACAUGCCACAAGUGUGGUAAGGCCUUCAUGCAGCUCACUGUUUACAUGAGAAGCCACCCGGGAGAGAAGCCCUGUGUGUGUAGGGUAUGUGGGAAGACCUGUUGGCACAGCUCCCACCUCAUCCAGCAUCAGUGGCUGCAGAAUGGGGAGAGAUCCUAUAGAUGUAACGGAUGUGCAAAAGCUUUCACAGAGAGUUCUCAGCUCACUGAGCACCAGAGAACCCACAGUGGGGAGAAGCCCUCUGCGUGCAGGGAGUGUGGAGAGGUUUCCAUUCUCAGUAGAAGUCUCAUGCGCCAUCAGGUCCUUCACACUGGGAAGAAACCUUACAAGUGCACUGAGUGUGGGAAAGGCUUCUGUUCCAGCAGAAACCUUGCUGACCACCAGAGAACCCACACUGGGGAGAAGCCUUACGAAUGCAGUGAAUGUGGCAAGACCUUCAGUCGAAGCAAGUGUCUCCUUCGACACCAGAGUUUCCACACUGGGGAGAAGCCAUACAGAUGCAGUGAAUGUGGGAAAGCCUUCAGCCAGAGCUCUCAGCUCAGUGACCAUGAGUGAAUUCACACUGGAGAAAAACCUUUUGAGUGCAGUGUGUGUGGUAAGGCAUUUGGCCUGAGUAAGUGCCUUGUUCGAUACCAGAGGCUUCACACCAGGGAGAAGCCCUAUAAAUUUGAGGAGUGAGGAAAAUCAUUUAAUCAAAACUCUCACCUCAUCCACCAGUGAAUUCAUACCGGUGUGAGAAACCGUGUGGAUGCAGUCGGUGUGGGAAGGUGUUCAGUAACAACUCUAGCCUUAUGGUGCAUCAGAGGACACACACUGGGGAGAAGCCCUACCAAUGCAAGGACUGUGGGAAAGCAUUCAGUGACAGCUCGCAGCUGAUUGUGCACCAGAGAGUUCACACUGGUGAGAAGCCUUACGGAUGCAGGGAGUGUGGGAAAGCCUUUAGCCAGCGUUCCACUUUUAACCACCACCACCGAACUCACACUGGAGAGAAGCCUUCAGGUCUGCCCCAGUCAGCAUCUUAAGAUGUGGUUUUGGACACAGAACAGUGAGCUUUGUUUAUACAGAUGCUCAUUCUGCUGCCCUCCUGGAACUGUUAAUCACUGUGCACCACUGCCGUCUGCUUCCCCCAGGUCACUGAGGUGUGAGAGUAGCAGUGGAAUCCUCUACUCUGGGAUAGUAACUAUGCAUUGCAUUUACAUAAGCCUUCAUUUUUCCUUUAUUUAAUUGUCUUAAUGUCUGCUUUAUUUCUUAGUUAUGCAUCUCAUAAUUAGACUGUGCUUCUUAGUACAGAGGUAAUACAUCCAUUCUAUUCUAGCUUGUCCAUGUUGCCAGUUGCACAAAGAUUUUCUGCAAGGUCCUGCUUGUCUGUUGGCUGUCCUCACCUCCUGUUAGACUCACCCCCAUAGAAAGAUUCUUACCUGGUGUUUCCCUAUGUGGAAAAUGUUUCUUUCUUUCUUGUAACCUUUGCUGUCCACCUUAUAUCUUAAGGGCUUUUUGACAUGCUUCUGCAUUCCUCUACAAUAUCUAUCAGUGUGGCCGCAAUUCUUUGCAUUAGGUGGUGCUGGAAGGUGCAGCUGUUUUUACAUUUCCUGCCAGAUUCGCAGUGUUUUUAUGGUUCAUACCAACUUUCUGUAGGCUCUUUGCGGUCAGAUACAUAUCUACUUAAACAUAUAGAUAGUAGUUUAUGGAUGCUAAUCGUCAAAUAAUUUUUAACCUCACCUCAUGUUUAAUCAUCCUUAGAUUAUGUACUAUCUGCCCCUUUCCCCAAGCUUCUAAAGAUGGAUGUACAUCUUAUGAGCCAUGACAUUCAAAGACUUCAUUAAUGUUUACUGUGUACUCAUGGAAGUCAUACUACUGGUAUUUCAGGCUCAAAAUAAUGGGUUUGUAAGUGUGUGGAGGGGGAUGACUGUGUAUCUAGGAAUCAUGGGCACUUGUGUCCCACUGAGCUGUGUUACCUUGCACAAAUGACCUAUGUUCGGAAUCUGGUCACUGUAA
Messenger RNA from Cavia porcellus (domestic guinea pig), 7417 nucleotides. It is a transcript of the gene Zkscan7, whose product is annotated as zinc finger with KRAB and SCAN domains 7. The transcript has 3 exons. The record is from RefSeq and is a predicted model, not a curated record. The coding region runs from base 361 to 837 and encodes 158 amino acids. Lineage: Eukaryota; Metazoa; Chordata; Mammalia; Rodentia; Caviidae.